This is a messenger RNA of Postia placenta MAD-698-R-SB12, 971 nucleotides long. RefSeq lists its product as hypothetical. Gene Ontology annotation, molecular function: chromatin binding. Gene Ontology annotation, biological process: chromatin organization; negative regulation of transcription by RNA polymerase II. The record is from RefSeq and is a predicted model, not a curated record. The coding region runs from base 1 to 840 and encodes 279 amino acids. Gene Ontology annotation, cellular component: pericentric heterochromatin; nucleus. NCBI's taxonomy places the organism in Eukaryota, Fungi, Basidiomycota, Agaricomycetes, Polyporales, Adustoporiaceae. The transcript is spliced from 5 exons.
AUGCCUAGGGCUGCGGCCGCAUCUGAUAGCGACAGCGAGAGAGCCACGAAGUCCAACAGAAAGAGCGUCAGUGCCACGAAAGCAUUUAGGACGAAGAAGCCGGAGGAAGAUGUUGAGGUGAACGAGGGGUCUGAAGGUGAGGAGGAAGGAGAAGAAGAGGAAUAUGAGAUUGAGAAAAUCUUGGAUGCAAAGCUUGGGACUUUCGAUGGUGGCAGGAUGGGCUAUCUCGUGAAAUGGAAGGGGUAUAGUGAGGAGAAUAAUAGCUGGGUUGACGAGAAGGAUGCAGAGAACGCCCAAGUUCUCAUUGACGACUACUGGAGGAACCACAAACAAAAGAAGUUCGCGCGAAAGUCAGCUGGGACAGCUAGCAAGGCAUCCACGGCCAAACCCCGCAAGUCGUCGACUCUUAGAGAAGAAAGCUCAGAGGUUGAGGAUACACGACCAAAGAAGCGUGGAAGGCCAUCCAAGGCCAAGCCUAUGGAAAAGGAAGAAGACCAAGAUGAAGAUGUCGAGAAGCAGGUACCUAAAAGGGCCAGGAAGAGUACAGGUAACAAGUCCGCCAAGGCUGCUUCCCCCAUGGACUUGGAUGAGGAUGAGGAUGUCCCCGUAUUCCGUGACAUGAAGACCUGGAAGAAUUCCGCCACCUGGGAGCACAUUGUUGAUUCCAUCGACACUGUUGAGCGCGAUGCUGAGGGCCAGCUCCUAGUUUACUUCACUUUAAAGAAUAACCAAGGUCGUGCGAGGGAAAGCUCCACCUUAUGCAAGGAGAAAAUGCCACGAAAGUUACUUGACUUUUACGAGAGAAACCUCCGUUGGAGGACGAGCGACGAGAUGGAGUAAACUCGUGUCAUGGCUCGAAAUUUUCGCUCUUCGCAUUACCAAUGCGUUGCUAACCUUGCCCCGCUCUGCGACAUUUUCUUAUAACUGUUCAUGUAUGGAGUACGAAUUGCGUUUUGCCUGGGUUUUAUUCU